AGGUGUUCGUAACAUUUGACUAGAGUCAACGGAAGUUUUUAUAUGCACACGUACAUAGGCCGUAUAUCGAGCACUUGUUUGAAAAUUCUCACGGCAGCCGGUACGUGACGCGAGGCAUUUGAAAAGACAAAAAACAAAAAAAAAAACAAAUCUCGUGCUAACGCACUGAAUGGUGUUAUCACUCGACUUACAUAAUUGGCUAAGUGUUAAUUAAAUAUUCAAUUAUCAAAUGAUUUAAGCCAAUUCGAAUAGUGGGUGGUUCGUGAUUUGCUUUGCGGUUUUGACGCCAGCGUAUUGGGUGAGUGAAUGGCUGCAGCGCCGGCGCAGCCAGACAAGUGAAUGUCCCCGUUCUCAUUACAAGUAAAUGUACACACAAAGUGCAGCAUAGUAAAAAAAAAAUAAUAAUACCCCUGUGUGUGCGAGUAAAAAUAAAUUAAAAAAAAAAACAAAAAAAAACCACUGUUUUUUUGUAAUCAGCAUUUGCGAAGAUACAGCAUCAUUGGCUGAUACUCAGCUGCCUUAAAAUAGCAGGAGCAGCACUGCGCUUUGGCGAAAGGUGUAAAAUUAGAUAGGAUAGGAUUCAAUAUAGUGCCAGUGCAAUAAUCAUAAAGUGACUUAGUGAGUGAGCGGUGACCACAGAGCUGGUGACCGAUACUGUGUGUGAUAAAACGUCCGUAAACAAUUUACUUAGUUAGUUAGUUUCCACAAGCAUCUAUGCCCAUAUGUGGACGAGGCGAUAAUCUUAUAUUGGCCAGUGACGAGUAAUUUGUGCAAUAAUUAGUUAGGCGAACGCGAAUGCAAGAAGGGAACUAGAAAUUUACAGAUUGUAACGGAAGCAAGAGCCUGCGAAAAUGUCAUUAAAGAAGGAAACUCCAUCCGAUGUGCUGCUGCAUUUGGCAGCUCUACGUGGCGAUGAAAUCAACCUGCGGCGCGUACUUGACAGCGGUAAAGUGCAUGUGGACUGCAAAGAUGAGGAUGGCACAACUCCCCUUAUACUCUCGGCAGCAGGCGGCCACACACCCUGUGUAUUGGAACUACUUGAGCAAGGCGCAGAUCCCAAUUCGAGACGCGCUACUGGCACAACACCGCUAUUUUUUGCCGCUCAAGGUGGCUACUUAGAUGUCGUGAAAAUAUUAAUAAAAGCCGGCGCUAGCGUGGAUACGCCAUCAGUGGACGGUGGUACGCCGCUAUUUGUUGCUGCACAGGGUGGCCAUGUGAAAUUGGUGCGUGAGCUGUUGGAUUGUGGCGCCAAUGUGAAUGCGUGCAUGAAGGAUCGCGCCACGCCCGUUUUCAUAGCCGCUCAGAAUGGCCACCGCACAGUACUCUCCCUCCUACUCACCGCUGGCGCUCAUCCCGAUAUGAAGCGAAUAGAUGGUGCAACACCACUUUGGAUUGCCGCACAAAUGGGACACGAUCACAUAUGCAAAGUGUUGCUGCAACAUGGCGCCUUCGUGGAUGCGGUGCGCUGCGAUGGUGCGACGCCACUCUUCAAGGCAGCGCACAAGGGACAUGCGGCUGUGGUGACUGAGCUGUUGAAGCACAGGCCUAAUUUGGGAAUAUUACCGAACGGCGAAACAGCGCUGCAUGCGGCGGCCAUGUUUGGCCACUUGACCGUCUGCAAGCAGUUGAUUGGCGGCGGCAGCGAUAUACUGCAGAAAAAUCAGGAAGGUCUAACCGCUUUGCAGGUGGCGCGGCAGCAGAAGUACUCUUCGAUUUGUGACUAUCUGCAGGAUCGCAUGCGUCUGGUGCGCGCGCGUACUGGAGCGGCGUCAUAAAUGGCGCGGAUGUGAGAAAUAGGCGAAAGAAGGAGCUUUAAAAUGUUGCAAAUAAAUAAAAUGGCACAAAAAAAAAAUUGAUGCCAUUGUAUCGUAAUCGUAUUUAGUUAGUUUCGCUAUGCAAUUUAAAACACAGUCUAUAGGCGCGUGAAAAAAAUAUUUCAAGAAAAAGGAAAGAAAAUAGAAUUGAAUUGAAUAACCAAAGCAAUGGAAGGGCAUUCGACGUGCAAAUGGCCGAAGUGUUAUUUUUAUGUCUUAUAGUAUAUUGGAUGUGGGUUGUCCAAGUUUGCGGCUCGAGAUGGUACAU
Molecule: messenger RNA, 2082 nt
Organism: Anastrepha obliqua
Lineage: Eukaryota; Metazoa; Arthropoda; Insecta; Diptera; Tephritidae
Product: ankyrin repeat domain-containing protein 29
Exons: 7
Coding region: 852-1775 (307 amino acids)
Molecular function (GO): protein binding
Source: RefSeq, a predicted model, not a curated record